UCCUAUAUGCCUUCCACACCUUCCAUGGCACCAGAUCCACUGAAUAAUGCUUCAAAUUCUUACUAUAUGCUACUUCGAGUGUUGUUCUUUCGUUUGGUCCUUGGUCUUCAAGUUGAGUCUUCCCUUUCCAUGGAGAUAAUUGCCUUUUGGUUGUGGCUCCAACAAGGGAAUGGCCAAGUUCAUUACCUUCAGCACAUAUACUCUCUUGGCGACAACCAUUUUCGCGCAAUUGUUUCUUCUGCAAAACGUUUUCUAGAAGUUCUCCAUUUUGCGUUCGAUGGUUCAGAGGCCAGAUCUAUACCAAGAAGUGACUUUCAGAACCAAGCUGUUGAAGGAAUUUCUCUCUACCUCAAUACUAUCUGUUAUGAGGCCUUAGAAGAUCUUAGAGAAAGGAUAGAGAUGAAUUUUGUCCGUAAUCAGAUGCCAUACCUGCGCCAAGAAGCCUAUGGACAGUCCAGGACUAAUCGGGUUCCUGCUGCAAGCUCGAUGACGGAUCUAUACCUAGAGGCCUAUGGAGAAUCAUCGCAUGAACAGAUUCCUAAUAUCUUAAUGACAGAUCUAUACCAAGAGGCCUAUGGAGAAUCAUCGCAUGAACAGAUUCCUAAUAUCUCAAUGACAGAUCUAUACCAAGAGGCCUAUGGAGAAUCAUCGCAUGAACAGAUUCCUAAUAGCUCGAAACACCUUCUUACCAAGAUCAAGGGUUUGUAUGCUAACACUCCGAAGCAUCAUGGAGAAGGCACAAGUUCUAGAAAUAUCCAUGUUCAAACAAGUCAAAUGCAUCAUGGAGAAUGCUCAAGUUCAAGAAACAUCCAUGCUCAAACAAGUCAUGUGCUCCGCCAUGACUAUCAGUCCACCUCCCGUUUAGCGGCAUUGCUGGAUAAGUUGAGCUUAAGAGAGAACCAUAAUGAUACAAUCACGCAACAACUAUCUGAUAUUCCACCUGAUGAGAGAACUUUGUUCGUGACAUUUUCCAAUGGCUACCCACUGACCAAAGAUGAACUACAUGAAUUUUUUAUGAGGCACUAUGGAGAUAUUGAAGAAAUAAGUGUAGAGGAGCCAGUCGAAAGUAGGCCACCACUUUACGCACACGUUACAUUUUACUCGCAGAUGACACUAUUCCGUGUUCUUGAUGGGAACAGGAGAGUCAAGUUCAUGACCAGGGGAAAACAUCUAUGGGCUCGACAGUAUGUGCCAAAGAAGAAGAAAACUGAUGUCUGAUGACCAAAGCCUGAACAUUCAAGAAC
Molecule: messenger RNA, 1244 nt
Organism: Triticum aestivum (bread wheat)
Lineage: Eukaryota; Viridiplantae; Streptophyta; Magnoliopsida; Poales; Poaceae
Exons: 7
Coding region: 7-1218 (403 amino acids)
Molecular function (GO): RNA binding
Source: RefSeq, a predicted model, not a curated record